This is a messenger RNA of Medicago truncatula (barrel medic), 1772 nucleotides long. Its product is annotated as putative UDP-glucose glucosyltransferase. The transcript has a single exon. The record is from RefSeq and is a predicted model, not a curated record. Bases 132 to 1640 code for a protein of 502 amino acids. Gene Ontology annotation, molecular function: quercetin 3-O-glucosyltransferase activity; quercetin 7-O-glucosyltransferase activity. Lineage: Eukaryota; Viridiplantae; Streptophyta; Magnoliopsida; Fabales; Fabaceae.
UUGCAUGAUUUAGGAAUUCUUUAGUAAGAUUAAAUAAAUGUAUAUAAUACACGCAUUAAUUUUGACGCAACCUCCAUGUGAAGAUCAGCAUCUUUCUAUUCCAAGUGUCCUUCUGGCGCAACCUCCAUUCUAUGUACUAUACACAGCUUCAAGAAACCUUUGGAAUGCCAUUUUAUAGUGUUCCUACUAAUCUUCGAGUGCAAUCUCAAGAGAGGAAAAAGAAACAAAACAAAAGGAAAAUGGCGUCUAAUGAAGCUCCCAUUCAUAUCCUCCUUGUUUCUUUUCCAGCACAAGGACACAUAAACCCUCUUCUUAGACUAGGAAAGUGUCUUGCUGCAAAAGGUGCCUCUGUCAUUUUCACCACAACAGAGAAAGCUGGCAAAGACAUGGGAAUUGUUGACGACAUCACCAACAAAUUAGCAACUCCGAUAGGUGAUGGUUCUCUCAUUUUCGAGUUCUUUGAUCAUAGUUUACUAGAUAAUGGUUCCGUUAACCAUGCAGAACUUGAGCGUAUUGGGAGACAGUUUGUUUCUCAAAUGAUCAAGAAUCAUGCUGAUUCAAACAAACCAAUUUCAUGUGUCAUAAACAAUCCAUUUCUUCCAUGGGUUUGUGAUAUAGCUUUUGAACACAAUAUUCCUUCUGCUUUAUUAUGGACUAAUUCCAGUGCAGUUUUUGCCGUUUGCUAUGACUAUGUCCACAAAUUGGUACCUUUCCCAUCAAAUGAAGAACCUUACAUUGAUGUUCAACUCAACUCUUCUAUAGUUCUUAAAUACAACGAAAUCCCAGAUUAUAUACAUCCUUUUAAUCCAUUUCCAAUUCUAGGGACACUUACCACGGCACAAAUAAAGGACAUGUCUAAAGUGUUUUGUGUAUUAGUGGAUACCUUUGAAGAAUUAGAGCAUGAUUUCAUCGAUUAUAUUUCAAAAAAAUCAAUCACCAUAAGACAUGUUGGUCCUUUGUUUAAGAAUCCAAAGGCAAAUGGAGCAAGCAACAAUACUCUUGGUGAUUUCACUAAGAGUAAUGAUGAUUCUACUAUUAUAGAGUGGCUAAACACAAAGCCAAAAGGUUCUGUAGUUUAUAUUUCUUUUGGGACUAUUGUGAAUCAUACUCAAGAACAAGUUAACGAAAUUGCAUAUGGGUUAUUGAAUUCUCAAGUCUCGUUUUUGUGGGUAUUAAAACAACAUGUUUUCCCCGAUGGCUUCUUGGAGGAAACAAGUGGGAGAGGAAAAGUAGUGAAAUGGAGUCCACAAGAACAAGUACUUGCUCAUUCUUCAGUGGCAUGUUUCAUAACCCAUUGUGGUUGGAAUUCAUCGAUGGAAGCAAUUACUUUAGGAGUUCCAAUGUUGACAUUUCCUGCAUUUGGUGACCAACUUACAAACGCAAAGUUCUUGGUCGAUGUUUUUGGGGCUGGGAUUAGAUUGGGUUAUGGUGAUAAGAAACUGGUAACAAGAGAUGAGGUGAAGAAGUGCUUAUUGGAAGCAAUAACAGGGGAAAAAGCAGAGAGGUUGAAACAAAAUGCAAUGAAGUGGAAGACGGCAGCAGAGGAUGCGAUGGCAGUCGGUGGUUCCUCGGACCGACAUCUUGAUGCAUUUAUCCAAGACAUUAAGAAACAUGGCACUGGUAAUAUUCAGAAGAUGUAAUAUCGUUAAUUUCAUUGUCAUCGUUGCAUAUUCAGAAAAUCCAUGCAGUUAUAUUUUUGUGUUAGCAGCUAUGUUGUGUGUUUUAUGAAUUGUAAUAAAUAGGCAAGUUAUGGAAAUGGGGUCAUUCAGUUA